Leptonychotes weddellii (Weddell seal) is the source of this 1096-nucleotide messenger RNA. The record is from RefSeq and is a predicted model, not a curated record. NCBI's taxonomy places the organism in Eukaryota, Metazoa, Chordata, Mammalia, Carnivora, Phocidae.
UGCUGUGUGGUCUACAGCUAGCUGCAGUAGUUAAAUGAGAACAAUCUUUCCCCAAGUGGUUCCUCUUGAGGACAGCAUUUCUGCUGGCUCUGGGACUUUGGGCCAUCUAUAAAGCUUCACAAUGGAAAAUAAGGAAAGUCUCAAGGAGGAAGAGUUCUUGGCUAGAACUGGAGAAAGAGCAGCCGUCAACCAAACCAUGUUCCCUGCAAUGGAGGCCUUUGAAAUCAAUGAUCCAAACCCCAAGAAGAGAAAGGGGGUGAACUGCUUCAUGGUCAUGGUGGCCAUCUACCUGAUUCUGCUCACCGCAGGUGCUGGGUUGCUGGUGGUGAAAGUUCUGAAUCUGCAGGAACGGCUCUGGGCCCUGGAGACUCACUUCACCAAUGGAACACUGGCCGCCGAGGAUGGCCUGUCCUUCUCUUUGCUCCAGUCAAUGCCCUUCCCACACCUCCCUGGGGGCACAUUGGGGCUGCAGGUCCUGCAGGCCCAGAUCACCCAGGUCCGCACCAGGCAGGAGCAUCUGCUACGGAAGGUGGACAACUUCACUCGGAGCCCAGAGCUGUUCCGGGUCAAAGGGGAACGAGGCGCUCCAGGACUCCAAGGCCCGCCUGGAAUCAAGGGAGACGCAGGCCUCCAAGGACCCAACGGUGCUCCAGGGAAACAGGGAGCCCCUGGCACCCCAGGACAGCAGGGAGAGAAGGGGAGCAAAGGCGAUGGGGGUCUCGUUGGCCCGAAAGGGGAACCUGGAGCUAAGGGCAACAAAGGAGACCUGGGUCUCCCAGGAAGCAAAGGGGACAUGGGCAUGAAAGGAGACACAGGGGUCAUGGGUCCCCCCGGAGCCCAGGGCAGUAAAGGUGACUCAGGGAAGCCAGGCCCCCCAGGUGUGGCUGGAUCUCCUGGAAUGAAAGGAGAUCAAGGACAACCUGGAGCGAAGGGUCUUCCCGGCUCUCCGGGCGCGGCGGGAUCUGCAGGGGCCAAGGGGGAGCCUGGCCACGCUGGCUCCCCGGGACUAGCAGGACCAGCAGGGAGACCCGGGAGUCCCGGAGCCAACGGCGUGAAAGGAAGCAAGGGGGACCCAGGUAACAGAGGGUGUGGGUAG